Messenger RNA from Punica granatum (pomegranate), 1234 nucleotides. NCBI's taxonomy places the organism in Eukaryota, Viridiplantae, Streptophyta, Magnoliopsida, Myrtales, Lythraceae. The record is from RefSeq and is a predicted model, not a curated record.
CUGCUUCUAGUGCCGGGGAUUGCGUGCGAGGUUUCCUUUCCCACAGACAGAAGGCAUCUCUCUCUCUCUCGCUCGCUCUCUCUCUCUCUCUCACGAUGAGAAGAAGGGGAAUGCAGCAGCAGCAGAUACUGUUGCUUCGCCUCCUUUUAGUGUUUGUCCUCCUCUGGGCACUGGCCUCCCCAAUAAUUUCUCACACCCCAACCAUGACUUCAUCUCUACCACCAACUGCAGCAGUUUCUUCUCUGUCGGAGUGGAGAUCGGCACGCGCCACCUACUAUGCGGCCGCGGACCCCAGAGACGCGGUGGGGGGAGCCUGCGGCUACGGGGAUCUAGUGAAGGCAGGCUACGGGAUGGCCACCGUGGGGCUGAGUGAGUCUCUGUUCCAGAGAGGACAGGUAUGCGGGGCCUGCUUCGAGCUUCGCUGCGUCGAGGACCUGCGCUGGUGCAUCCCCGGCACCUCCAUCAUCCUCACUGCCACCAACUUCUGCGCCCCUAACUACGGCUUCCCCGCUGACGGCGGUGGCCACUGCAAUCCCCCCAACCAGCACUUUGUGCUUCCAAUUGAGGCCUUCGAGAAGAUCGCCAUCUGGAAGGCCGGCAACAUGCCCGUUCAGUACCGCAGAAUCAAAUGCAGAAAGGAAGGAGGAAUCAGGUUUACAAUUGAUGGCUCUAGUAUCUUCAUUUCGGUCCUGAUCAGCAAUGUUGCUGGUGCUGGAGACAUAGUGGCGGUAAAAGUUAAAGGUUCAAGGACUGGUUGGCUUCCCAUGGGGAGGAACUGGGGUCAGAAUUGGCACAUAAAUGCUGAUUUGAAGAAUCAACCUCUCUCAUUUGAGGUCACUGCCACCAAUGGGUUGACUGUUACCUCUUACAAUGUCGCUCCCAAGGACUGGAAUUUUGGUCAAACCUUUGAAGGCAAGCAAUUUGAGUCUUGAUAAUAGGGCGAUUAAUGUGGGUCAAUUCUUUCAAUCUCUUCUUUCCCCAUCGGUUUUGGGGAUGGUUCUAUGUGAAGUUUUGUGUGGAAUGAAAAGGGGAUGCAGAGAUUUACCUUGAAUGGAGUUUGAUCCUGCAAACAGAAAAGACGAUCAGUCUGUGUGAGCUUGCCACUUUAAGAAACCUUAUUUUUCCAGAGAAAGAAAAGAAAGUGGACUAAUCAGCAAUCCAAACAGUCUAAUUUGAUCUUAUAAAGUAGAUGUAUCAUCUGUUUUCAAAGCAUAAACAACUCAGUUCCUGGUUA